This is a messenger RNA of Branchiostoma belcheri (Belcher's lancelet), 365 nucleotides long. RefSeq lists its product as uncharacterized. The transcript is spliced from 4 exons. The record is from RefSeq and is a predicted model, not a curated record. Lineage: Eukaryota; Metazoa; Chordata; Leptocardii; Amphioxiformes; Branchiostomatidae. The coding region runs from base 54 to 365 and encodes 103 amino acids.
GAAGGUUCUUCUGCAUACAUUCAGUCGAAGGUAUUCAGUCUGUAAACGUCAACAUGAGCAAUAACUCCAUCGGACAAAGCGAUCCUGUCGUCGAAAUGCAAAUUAAAGUUUUCGUCAACAACGGUGAGGUACAGGUCACUUCUGAUGUCACAGUAAACAAGACGAAGCCUGCAAACCCAGGACACCACGCGAACCCUCGGACCGACUCACCACCAUUGAUCGAUCUCACCACAGACGAAGACCAACGUGAUGGACUGGUCAGCAAUUCUAUUAAGCUCAGCACGCGAAAACUGGGACCUGUCCAUGUAUCGACGCAGGUCCCAAUACCAGCGCAGACGCCUCAUCCGAGGAGACCCCGGCCGUAG